AUGACUACAACAUUUUUAGAUUAUCUCCCAAUUGAAUUACAUCAGGAGAUUAUUGACAACGUCUUGAACCCUCAAGAUCUUAUAAGCUACAUAUCAGCAAUUCCUGAAUUGAGAGACAUUUUUAUGAAAAGAUAUGUUCGUAUAAUCGCCUUUUCAGAAAAGAGAUUGCCCUUCUCGUCAAAGAUUCCAAAAGAAUGUUUGAUUACAUUUCGUGAUUUAUGUGUUCCACAAAGGCUUUCAGAAGCGCUUGAUAACUUUAGAGGUAUUGUCAUUUUGGAUUGUGAAACAUAUUUACUCCCAGUUCUCGAUACAGCUCAAGUUUUUUGGAGGUUCCAAGAGUGCAUUAAGAAGAAUCCUAACUCAAUCAAGUUAAAGAUCAACAUCAGAACUGGGAAUAAUGGUAAUGUUAGAUACGACUCAUAUAAUGAGCCAGCCAAACUUCUCCUGGUAGGCGUUACAAGGUUACCAAAAGGGGUUGUUACCUAUUUGAGAUUGCCAGUGAAUAAUUAUAUUUUACUAAAGGAAACAAAAGUAGAACCGAUCAUAUUAGAUUUACUAAAAGCAUCAAGUAAGGAUACAGAGUCAAUUAGUAUUGAAGAAUCUUUGAGCAAUAACACUUUAGAUAUUUCAGAAUAUCCAUGUUUGAAGUCUCUUACACUCGAUGCCAUAAGACCAAGGUUCAACUUCGAUAAUUCAUUAGUUUUACCACAGGCAUUCAAUAUAAAGAAUAGCGGACUCAACAUAAAGCUCAAUUCUACAAUGUGUUCCAGGCUAGAAUAUUUGGAAGUGACUGAAACUGAUAGUCAAAUUGGUACACCAAGUAAUGCUAUUUGUGAGCAUUCACUUGAAAAUUUUGAAGCACCAAGAUUGAAAGUUAUCAAUUUCGACUUGAAUAAAAGAAUAAUUUCAUCAAUUCGCAAUAUAAAAGCUCCUUUAUUAGAAAGCAUUACUGUCAAAUCGAAUAAUAACUUCCACUUGGGGUCUAUAAAGGCUGAAAAUUUACAAAAUCUUCAUAUAAAGACUAAAUCAUUCCAAUGUGACGGUCUCAAAGAUUUCUCAUCUUUACGUCAAUUUAAUAUCUCAUUUAGCGAGGAUUAUGAUAAAGAUUCAAUAGAUGAUAACAUUUCUAAAAAAUCAGACUAUUCAUUCUUAGAAAACGCAGAGUUUGGUGAAAUUGAGAAUGGUCAUUACAUUUUGGAGGGAUUACAUAUGAAAAAUCUCAAAAGCUUACGCUUGAAGAACAACCCGAUCUCAGAUAAGUAUCCAACUAAUGCAUCAUUCCCAAACUUGAAGAAGUUAAUGCUUGACAAACAUACCGUUCCAAGUUAUUGCAGUUUAGAUUCACCAAAUUUAGAGGUUUUGUGCCUUCAAAAUUGUUCAUAUUUAACAUCCAUGAAAAGCAUAUGUGAACACUUUCCCAAUUUAACCCAUAUUAGCAUGGAUGGAUUGCGUUCUUUUGAAAUUGGAAACUGGAUGUUGGAAAAACUUGAGUUUCUUUCUGUAAGCGUUCGUUCAUUACGAGUAUCAAGAUGUUAUUUUCCAAAGCUUAGAAGUUUAAACUUAUCAGUGAAUGAUAUUUUUGAAGAGCCUUUUGCUUUUGACUUCAGUGAUAUUGUCGCUCCUGAAUUGAAGGCUUUAGCUUUUACUGGUAAAGGAUUUGAUACUGAUUCGGUUCUUGUAACUAAAAGAAGGUUUUAUAGAAACUUACAAAGUUAUUUCAUUAGCUCAUAUAGCGAAAGGAUUGGUAUAUGGCCUGAAAGCAUCAACAAUGAUAUGAGAAUAUUCAAGGACAUAGGAAAUGGUGAUAUGGAAUGA
Molecule: messenger RNA, 1815 nt
Organism: Hansenula ciferrii
Lineage: Eukaryota; Fungi; Ascomycota; Saccharomycetes; Phaffomycetales; Wickerhamomycetaceae
Product: Internalin-I
Exons: 1
Coding region: 1-1815 (604 amino acids)
Source: RefSeq, a predicted model, not a curated record